Saccharomycopsis crataegensis is the source of this 771-nucleotide messenger RNA. RefSeq lists its product as uncharacterized. Bases 1 to 771 code for a protein of 256 amino acids. The record is from RefSeq and is a predicted model, not a curated record. The transcript has a single exon. NCBI's taxonomy places the organism in Eukaryota, Fungi, Ascomycota, Saccharomycetes, Ascoideales, Saccharomycopsidaceae.
AUGACCACCGCAAAAAGACAAAAGAUUGAUGGCGGCGCAGCUGGAAUUCCAAUAGGUGUAGAUAGAUUUCUACAUCACCCAAGAUCUGUGCUUAGUGGAACGACGAUCGAUGGAGGGAUCACUGACGUCUCAUUGAAGACUGACACUGCUGUGAACUACGUUUUGGCAAAUGAGGCCAUGUUGAAGAUGUUUGGGUUAUUAAAGAAUAAGGAGCAACAAAGUUUGAAUGAUGACGAUGAUGGCAAAGAUUUAAUCGAUUAUAAUAUCAGUGAUAGUGACUGGAAGAUUGAUGGGAAAGAAUACAAUGAAGUAAUAGCUGAUUUACAACAAGAAAUUGAACAACUACUGAGCUCUACCAACUUUGGUACUGGUUUAUUUGAGAAGAAACAUACGGGAGAAGCAACGGACGACACCACAAAACCCCCAAGUGGUCAGCUUGAUUUAUUGGAAGAAAUCAAAAAUCUAUCAAAAGAAUUCACAGCAUCACCGGAAGAAGUACAGAAGGAGAGUUCAGAGACACCAGAAGCGUCGGAUGAGUUGAUUAUGACCGAUGAUAUCAAGUCCCACAAUGAUAAGAUCCGGGCAUCAUUUGAGAAACAAUAUGGGACAAAGGUAUAUCUUGUGAAUGCGGAUGAUGCUAAUCUCUUUGGAAUUUCCAAAGAUCUUCCGGCAGUUACUCUUUCCGGGGUGGCCAGCGAAGAUUUGAAGAAUCAUUUGCGGGUUGUCAGAUUGGGUGGUCUCAGGUUGAUUGAUCCAGAAGUCAAGCAGUGA